Caenorhabditis briggsae is the source of this 1365-nucleotide messenger RNA. NCBI's taxonomy places the organism in Eukaryota, Metazoa, Nematoda, Chromadorea, Rhabditida, Rhabditidae. The record is from RefSeq and is a predicted model, not a curated record. The transcript is spliced from 6 exons. The coding region runs from base 1 to 1365 and encodes 454 amino acids.
AUGUUGCCGAGAACUUCUGGAAGGAAACGAAAACCAGUUCGUUUUUUUGAUUAUGUAACCCCGGAUUCUGACUCUGAAAUUAACGAUGAGCAAUUUGAGGUCAAAAAAGAAAUCGACGAUGACGAUGAUUUCGAAGCGGCGGGAAUUCAAAAAUGCGAAGAAUCCGCGGGAAUUUUCAGCGAAAAUCAAAGUUUAGCGAUUUUCGAGUUCAUCUUGAGCCAAAUUCGAAGUGAGAAUCCGGAACGGCUGGGUCGAGUGGCAAAGAAUCGAGUGAAUUUGGGUUCGAAGGAUUUCUGGAAGAGAUGCUCGAAAUUUGUGGGCGGAGCCAAAAAUCCGAUUUCCUGUAGGGCAAACUACCACGAGAACAUUCGAAAACUUCACGAUCUCGAAUUUUUGACACUUUUGGACAAGGCGGAUCUCUAUUUCGCAUUAUCGAUUCGUCCCGAAAAAUCGAUAAAGCAAACAUUGAUCGACGAAUUCGAAUUGGAGUUUGAUCAGUCGGGAAUCGUGACUGGCAGUUUGAUUCUGCAUCAUUGGGACGAGAAGCACGAGACUUCGGAAUCAGAAGACGUCGAGGGGAUUCAGAAGGGGAACAGUACGAAGAAAACGAAUAAAACAGCUGGGCGACGUCGAAAAAAUCCAGAAAAUUCGAGAAAGAAAGCUGAGCAAUCGGCAGAAUCGUCUUCUGCGGAGCCGCGUCCCAACGCGGACCUAUUCCCGUAUUUAUAUCGCCGGGAGCUGAGAAAAGUGCGCCAGAAUAAGAUUAACAUAAAGAAAAAGCCGGUUUCCGAGGAAUUUCUGAAAGCCAGACGCGAAAUCGAUGAAAAACUGGAAGAGUAUCAAGCAAGACAGCUGGCAUUGAAUCCGCCGAAACCGAAUCCGAAGGAAUGGAAAUAUGAUGGUCCGCUGCGCCCAAUCGAUUAUCGAUUUUUUGAGAAAUCCACAGAAGACGUCAUUUUGACGACUUCUGAAGUCAAAACGGAGGAGUUUGAAGAGCCGAAACCCGAGAAAUUGAUUCUGAAAUCGCCGAAAAAGGUGCCCAAAGUGGUGCUACCGCCAAGAACGUGGAAUCCACUGCCUACAGUAAUCCCAAAACGGGCGACACCGCCGCCACCGUAUCCAGGUGUCUCGGCGAUAAGGAAACUCUACAGUAAUCCGAGUCCGGUACAGUAUACCUCAAGAUUUCUGAACCGCGGGCCUGCUGUAGACGCAAAGAAGUUGUUGAGCCAAACUCCCGGACCAUCAACACCAUCACCGUCAAGCCGCCCAUCAGCAGUUGUGUCCACAAUGGCGAAGUAUAAUAAUCAAGUUUCUAGGGAAAUUUCGAAUUUUUCGAAAAUUCCAAAAAUUGAAGACUUUAUAUGA